Messenger RNA from Lynx canadensis (Canada lynx), 2310 nucleotides. Its product is annotated as cationic amino acid transporter 3-like. Gene Ontology annotation, biological process: amino acid transport; transmembrane transport. Gene Ontology annotation, cellular component: plasma membrane. The record is from RefSeq and is a predicted model, not a curated record. Bases 1 to 1764 code for a protein of 587 amino acids. The transcript has a single exon. Gene Ontology annotation, molecular function: amino acid transmembrane transporter activity. NCBI's taxonomy places the organism in Eukaryota, Metazoa, Chordata, Mammalia, Carnivora, Felidae.
AUGCUGCGCCAGGCACUUCGUAGAUUCAGUCAAAAACUGGUACGAAGACCUACGCUGAAGGAACCGGUGGCUGAGAAUGACCCACGGAGAAGUCUGAGCACUCUGAAUUUAGUGGCCCUGGGUGUGGGCAGCACAGUGGGUGUAGGUGUGUAUGUCCUGGUUGGCGAGGUGGCUGCCAGUCAGGCAGGACCAUCCAUUGUGAUCUGCUUUUUGGCGGCUGGACUAUCUUCAAUGUUGGCUGCGCUGUGCUAUGCAGAGAUUAGUGCCCGGGUUCCCCAUUCUGGUUCUGCAUAUCUCUACAGCCAUGUCACUAUAGGUGAACUCUGGGCUUUCAUCACUGGCUGGAACUUUAUUCUCUCCUAUGUUGCUGGUACAGCCAUUGUGAUCCAGGCUGGGACCUUAGCUUUUGACAUUCUACUUGGGAACCAGAACUCUCACACCCUCCAUGAGAGCAUCACACAGCAAGUUCCCCGUGUUCUUGUAGAACAUCCAAACUUCUUUGUUGUGAGCCUUGUAUACUUCCUCAUAGAAUUGCAGACUCUGAGAUUUAGUCAGUCUUUCAUGGUUACAAAAGUGAUCACAUCGGUGAAACUUUUGGUUCUUGGUUUUGUCAUCAUCUCUGGGUUCAUUAAGGGGGACCUGCACAACUGGAAGCUCACAGAAAAGGACUUCUUAAAGGCUGGACUCAAUGGUACCUCCACCUUGGGCCAUAUGGGCUCAGGAGGAUUUGCACCUUUUGGCUUCAAGGGGAUUCUCCGUGGAGCAGCUGCCUGUUUCUAUGCAUUUCUUGGUUUUGACAAUAUUGUUACUAGAGUCGAAGAAGCCCGGAAUCCCCAGCGUUCCAUCCCCAUGAGCAUUGUGAUUUCACUGUUCAUAUGCUUUUCCUUGUAUUUUGGUGUCUCUGUGGCACUUACACUUAUGGUGCCUUACUAUCAGUUUCAACGUGGAAGCACCUUGCCUGAGGCAUUUCUCCAUAUUGGCUGGGCCCCUGCCUACUAUGUUGUAGCUUUUGGAUUCCUCUGUAGUCUUUUGGCCAAUGUCUUGGGCUUUAUGGUCCCCAUAUGUCAGGUGAUAUACAAGAUGGCACAGGAUGACUUCUUAUUCCCGGCGCUUGCCAGGGUCCAAACUGGUACAUGUACCCCUCUCAUGGCAAAUGUGAUCUUUGGCAUUAUUGCACCAAUCAUGGCCUUCUUCUUUGGACUCACUGAUCUUUUGGACCUCAGUUCAAUUGGGAUCCUGCUUACUCAUAGCCUGGUGGCUAUUUUUGUUCUCAUCUGCCGAUACCAGCCUGAGAGGAGGAAUUGGGGAAAUGAAGCAGAGAUGCAGAAGGAGAAUGGACCUGCAGCAGAGAGGCUGACUCUACAGGGACUACUUUUUCCAUGCAGCCCCACCCCCACUCCACUUUCUGGCUGGGUUGUCUAUGUUUGCUCCUCACUGCUUGCUCUGCUGCUCACUCUUCUUUGCCUGGUGCUGGCCCAGUGGUCAGUUCUGCUUUCUGGAGACCCAGUGUGGAUUUCAGUGGUUGUGGUGCUCCUGGUGCUCAUCAUUGGGAUCACUGGGGUCAUCUGGAGACAGCCUCAGAGCUCCAGUCCCCUUCCCUGUAAGGUCCCUGCUCUGCCUCUCCUCCCACUACUGAGCAUCUUUGUGAAUGUUUACCUUAUGAUGCAGAUGACAGGUGGCACCUGGGCCCAAUUUAGUGUCUGGAUGUUGAUUGGGUUUGCUGUCUACCUCGCCUAUGGGAUCCAGUACAGCCUGUUCACUUAACCCCAACUAAGUUAGAGCCAAAACUAUAGGACUUGAACUCAACAGUGCCAGUACAUUCAGUUUGACAUCAUUACACCUGAAUGCAGUCAGGUCUCCUGCAUAAUAAUGGAGGGUACUCUUGAUCGCAUGAAAAGCUAGGCCUCCUGUGGAUUGUUUGUGGGGGAACACUAAUAGAGCUCUGUAUUUAUUACAAAAGAAUGGAUGUGUCUUUGCUCUUUCUCCUUUUUUUUUUUUAAUUAUUCUACUUGCAUUUGUGUUUGUAACUGCUAACAGGGUCAAAACAUUAUUAAAAGAAACUAGAAAAAGUGCUUCAUUUCUUUAGUUAAAUAUUUAGUACUGGGAGAACAUGGGUGGUUAUGUUCCUGGCUGGCUCAGUUGGUAGAGAAUGUGACACUUGAUCUCAGGGUGGUGUGUUUGAGCCCCUGUUGGGUGUUGGCUGAAAUUAUUUAAAAUAAUAUCGACUAGCAGAAUUACUGGUUCAUAUGGUAGUUCUAUAUUUAAUUUUUUGAGGAACUUCCAUCGUGUUUUCCGUAGCAGCUACAUCAA